Molecule: messenger RNA, 3018 nt
Organism: Nilaparvata lugens (brown planthopper)
Lineage: Eukaryota; Metazoa; Arthropoda; Insecta; Hemiptera; Delphacidae
Product: glycine-rich cell wall structural protein 1.8-like
Exons: 15
Coding region: 224-1870 (548 amino acids)
Source: RefSeq, a predicted model, not a curated record
CAAGACAGAAACAAAACAUGAUUUCGUUUACGCAUGCACCAAUUUUCUUGUAUGGUUUCCAUACUACCGUAUUCUAUUCAUGGAAUGCCUCCAAUUUCUACCAAAAAUUACUGCAUAAGCUACCCUCAAUCAAUAAUAAGUGAUAACAACUAAACAAGUGUAGUCACAACGUUCUGAAACAAAUUGCUUAUUCUUGAGGUUAGGACAGUUUCAAUCCGUAAGAAUGGAGAUUGAUUUAGAAACAAGAGGUAUAGACCAUGGAAAUUUAGCUCUUUCCUUGUCAACAGCCAUUCAUUUGGUGUUACCUGUGAGUUUUCUAGCAAGCAAUCAUGUAUCCUUGCUUGUAUCUGGACUACUGUCUCUUGCAAUAUCUCAAAUACAAAGUAUAUGCAAGUGCAAAGCGUCCUCAAUCGGUCUGUGGCAGAGUCAACUAGUUUGGUGUGGUAUGCUGGGUCUAGUGUGUAGAGGUCUUGUGACGUCACUAUGUCACCGGUGGAUAGAAGGUCAUCUGAAUGUCACACCUGUCAUGUCUGCCCUCACGUGUGUGGGGGUCACUACCAUCUGUGCUCUUGGCUUGGAGAGAUCAGGCAUUCUGAGAUUUCUGCUGACAAUAAGCGUGGUAGCAUCUCUACUAUUAAUAGUUGCAAGCAGUGACUUGACUUUGUUUUUCAAGGAAAAUCAUCAGAAUAAUGUAACUGAACCGGCAAUCUCAACGUCUAUGGUAUCACAUACAACAGUACUUUUGCUGGCUGCAUUUCUACCUUCGCCUUCAACUCCAGGCGAACCUUUUUUGCUGACGGAGCAAAAAUCACUCACUUCCAAUGUGGUUGCUUCAGUUAUCUAUGCGAUCAUAACUUAUGCGUUCCAUCUGCUGUAUGUGAAAAGAAAUGCAACAACCAUUCCCCUCAACCCAGGUUCUUUCCUGAUUGAACUGCAGGAGUGUGAUUGGCGCAGACUUUUGGCGGCCAUUUUUCAAACCUUGUGCCUGGGUUUGGCUCUACCCGACGUGGUGUUGGGUGCAGCCGCCUCUACCCUACGCCUCUGUGGUAGGGUUGUACCCAGGUGGUUUGCCAGGGAAACCCUGUUUACUGGCACUCAUGUGGCUGCUUUCGUUUUCUCUGGUCUGAUAAGCACAGUCUUAACAUGGUUCUUCCCAAUCGGCUUCCUUGUGGAGCUCGUUUGCUUAGCUCACAUCGGCUCCGAUGGUUUAGAUGCACUUCAGACGCUCUACGCUCGCUUUCAACCCACUUACUAUCAUCAUAAGGAACGAGGCAAGUCAGCUCGCUACGAGAUGCUGGCGACGAGCGAAGGCAGCGCCAUCAUGAAAGAAGCUAAAGAGGGAGGGGAGAGCGAGGAUAGCGGGAACAGCAGUGACACUGACAUAGAUGCGGCUGUAGCUGAGUUUCGCGUCAGGACUGAGGUGGUGGAAGAUCUUUCGAAGCCUGUACCUUUGGAACCCACUCCUGAAUCAGGUAGAAAGUCUGUUGUAUGUCUCACUACAGCUGUGGCUUUGUUUCUGCUCAGUGGUAUUCUACUCAGGCAUUCUUGGACUGUUCUCUCUCUUCUACCUAUCGUUGUUGGUGUAGUGGUAUUACUGGUCCAAUCAAUGCUGCCAACUGUAUCCAUUGCUUCUGAGGAGUCCGGGAAUUUUAUGGUGUGCCUAUGUUUGAUGAUUGACUGUCUUCUGAUAUCCCAAGUUUCAUUGGAAAUUAUAAUUGUUGGCAUUUUAUGGCAUAUUAUUGGUCAACUACUCAGCUUCAAAUACAACUCGCGGCGUUUCCAUACUGUGACCCAACGCCUGAAAUCGCUGACUUCAGCCAAACCACGUGCGCCGAUCAAUCAGAGCGAUUCCCUCCAUAUUUUGCAGUGAUGCCAACUGCUGUCUUGAGCGACACAAAAAUCCAAAAUUGUUUCGUCCACUUGUGAAGCCUUGUAGAGAUGUUUUUGCUGCGUUAGUUGAACACUUGAAGUAGAAGAAAACAUUUUCAGCAGUUGAUUUUCACCAUAACAUUUGGAAGAUUAUUGUGGAGAAAAAGGAGUAGGAAAGUUCAAUGGAAGGAGGAGCAGAAGAAAAUGCUGAAGAAGGACGAGGAAGAAUCAGAAGAAGAAAGAUGAGAUUAAGUAAUGACAGCAAGUGAAGUGUUUUUCACAGAUAACGUCAAUUCAACUAAUGCUGACAGUUUUUAAAUGAAUCUGACGAUAGGACAAUAUAGGCCCAGUUGUUGAUUGGACGUUUCAAUACUGUUCACUGGUUGUAUAAAAAGUCGAGCCGCUAGUUGUGUGGCACUCAAAUCCCGCAGUUGGUUGUAAGAUUCAACAGCCAUGCAUUUGAAAGUUCUAAUAUUUCUUGGCAUUUUUCUGAUAGACGGAUGUCUCAGCGCAAACUGGAAUAUUUGGUGGUAUCCAUCAGAACAAAGGAGUUACUCAGACAUUGAUUAUCAACAGCAUGGACACAAACAUAUUUCGGACACUCCACAUAGUUACUAUGGACAUUGGCCCUAUGGAGGAGGUCAUGGAGACUGGGAUGGUUUGUGGGAUCCAUUAGAACAAAGGAGUAAUUCAGGUAUUGAUUAUCAACAGUCAUUCCACAAAACUGGAAACAAGACAUUGAAGUGCGUCAUCAACAGAAAUGGAAAAUUGGUUACGAUUAUAAAGGCGGACGGAAAUCCUGAAGGAUCUGAUCAGGGUCAUGGACAAUAUGCAGGACCAUAUGGACCCCAGAAGCAUGGACACAAACAUAUUUCGGGCACUCCAUCUCAUCAAUACAAUGGACAUUGGCCCUAUGGAGGAGGUCAUUGGGGAAGGGAACUAGGUCAAGUAGAUGGAGGUCAUCAUGGAGGGGGUCAUGGUGGUAGGGAUCUAGGUCAAGUGGGUCAUGGAGGAAGACAUGAUUAUUAUCAUAAUUAGCAUGUGGCAAACACAUAGACACACACCUCCCUGUGUCAAAAGACUUUUAAUAAAAUUUACUGUGACAAAAAAGUUUUUUGGUUAUUGAAGAAAUAAAAUUUUAAACAGCAA